Molecule: messenger RNA, 3759 nt
Organism: Klebsormidium nitens
Lineage: Eukaryota; Viridiplantae; Streptophyta; Klebsormidiophyceae; Klebsormidiales; Klebsormidiaceae
Source: the annotation of a GenBank genome assembly
AUGUUCAUCAGGAGAGAUAACAAGGGGGUGUGCUUUGCUUUGAAGGACAUGGCCUUUGAAUAUUACCAAGCUGCUAUGCGUUUCAACAGCUUCACUCGCGAGCAACCCAGCCUAUUAUACAAGGACAGAGAACUCCUUUGGUUGGCCAUCCAUGUAGCUUACAAACAGCUGGGCAAUCCUUGCUCAGAGCAGGCUCGGAUUGUCGAAGCCUGCCACCUUGUGGCGCACGUGCAGAAUCCAGCUGGACAAAAGCCUGGUGAUUUAGAGGAGUUGCUGACAGAAGAGGAGAGGGUAGCCGCUGCAGAAGCAGCUCAGCACCAAACAAUGGAGGAGAUGAUGGAGACUAUCAUCGAUCAGGGGCUGCCUACUCUCACCAAGCUGCGCCUAGCUGAUAUGCUCACAGGAACGCAGGAAAGGGCAAACGGACAAGAAAGCGCGGAGGAGUCAGGGGCAAGGCUCUGUAAAGCCUAUGAAAAGUUACGCGAGCUGCGCACGUUGCGGGCGGCAAAGAAGGGUUUGGAGGAUCACCUACAGCCCCUUGGAGGGCUGAUCGCUUGGAUGGCGUGCUCCUCGCUAAACAAGUAUGAGACGCUGCGGAAGCUCAUUAUGUACGAGGCACGGAAGCCUUUCAGCUACUUCAACUCCGAACUUGGGGAGAAUGUGACAGCGGAGCCUCAAAAUUGUGCUCGCAUUGUCCUUGAGAAGUAUUCUAUUAAAGAUGAGUGCAUCCCUGCUCUCUUCAAGUGGAGCGAGCGGGCUUAUAAUGAUCCAGAGUCUGCAGAGCAUAAUCAGGGGGCGGUAGAGGCAUUCAAGGAAGGUAUCCAGGAAUACCUUGCCGAUAACCUGCUCCCAAUCCCCAAGAGCAUUGAGUACAUCAUCGAUCGAAAGCACGCCCGCGGAAACAGUUUCCUUUGCGUCUAUAAUGAAGCCCGAGAAGCAAUCCUGGUUAAGGGGCGCAGAACGGAAUUGGAAGGAUGCAUGGUCCGCAUCCACGGGGUAAUCAAUAGGAGGAAGAAGCUGACAAUGGCGGGAGGGAUCUCAGUCCCAAGCUUAGCCACAGCUCGGCAGGCCUCAGCAGAUGCAAAGCAACUGACCGAGCAUACCCUUGGCUGGCAUGUUGACAAGCUCACCCCCUCCUAUUACACCUGUGAAAAGGACGGGCAGCGGACGCUUCAAGAUUUGUCGCUGAGGUUGAAGAAGCUUGCAACUAAUGUAACAGCCACAGAGAUCAAGACCUGGUUCAGUGAGCAUGCGGCAGUUGUGCCAACGCAGGUCUACAAAGACAAUGGAGGUGUGAAUCGGAGUGGUUCGGAGGGGGUUUCCUGGAUCGUUGAGUUUGCAAAAGAUGCGAGCUGCUGUGACGACAAGUAUGCGGACAUAGAAGCGGCGCUGAUGGUGCGCCGCUCCAAUGAGCAUCUUUUUCGGGGACAGCCGCUUGAUAUGUAUCGACUUUUGAAGAGGGCAAGAGGCGGCAACUUUACGUGUGGAGAGCAGUUGAAGGACAAGCUUCUGAAGGACGCCGAAGAUCGAGGGCAUCUUCGUCCCACCCCCGCCGGCACCCCGUAUUUCAACGGGGUAGUCGUCGAAGCAACUGAUGGAGCGACCGUUCUGGGCAAGAGUAAUUGUAACAGCCGUAUCCAGAUCAUUUCGGAAGAGGCCUUCACAACCGGGGCUUCCAAGUUGGACCGCUUUUGGGAUGUGACGGGAGGCGAGAGCAAGGUAUGGAGAGCCCAGAUCUGCCUCAGCCGGGACCAGGCUGAACAGCUACGGGAGAGUUGGCCGCGCAUGGAGGAUGGCGCCACGCAUUUAUCUCUUGCUCAGGUCUUAGCUCUCGCCACAUUCUUAGAGGAGCAAGGCCUGCUUUCGACCUUCCUCUACAAGGACCUUUCUCAAGCUCAAAUGAGGUCCGUCAUCGGCCAAGCUCGGACUCGUUGUGCACAGGCGUCCGCUUGCUUCGCCCUGUUUAGAGAAAUCACGGCUGCUCUUGAGCCAGCAGAGGACAACAAGGCAAUGUGGGAUGUUCUGGAGAAUAGGUCAAUCAGGGGCUUGGGCUUCAAGCGGGCCAAAAAUACUAAGAAGGGGAUUGAGGCUGAUACGGCGGAGCAAGUGGUGGCUUUGCAACUGUGCCCCAUCUCGAAGUCGAGAACGCAAACCCUGGCCAAGUUCGCAAAAGCAGAAUGCUAUCAUGUCACGGGGCUGCCCGUUGACUUUCAAGGAGCGAGAGAAGACGGCGAUCUGCCCCUUGAGAAGCUUCCGGAGCCAAUUCCUCCAUUCAUGCACACUUUGGUCCGUGUGGGGAAAAAGGUGCUCGCUCUUUUGCAAGACCACGCUUUAGUCGGAGAAGAUGGGGACGACCGGUCUGGGGCACGCUUGGAGUUCGUCUUUAGGCAAACUGCUGAAGCCAAGACGGAAAUGUUGGCAAAAGACGAAGCAAAGCAGGGCGAUCGUAUAUCAACUGCGAUGAACGGAGAGCACACCCGCCUCAUCCUCAGCCAUUAUAAGUGGAUGUUUGGAGGAAUAAUGUCCCCCAGGGAUAUGCAGCUGCCAGGCCUCCUCACCAUGUACAUUGGACAAGUCUAUGCCGACCAAAGUCCGUCACGGGAAUCUCGGAGCCUGCUGUGGCUGCUCGGGAAUCUGAUUUGGAAUUUGAUCCGGGUUAUUGACGCCCUUGCUCGCGCCAAAAGAAAGAACGACAAGAAGCCAGUAGUCCAGACCAACCACAUGCACAUCAUGGCUGUUGAGAUUCCGAAGUUUCACGAGAGCUGCGACAUCCCCCUCCCAAAACUGUUGGAAGAAAAGUUGGAGGCCUGGCAAAAGGUUGCGAAGGAGGCAGGAUUGAAACGGAGCGACAGGAAAAGCGACGUGGUGGAAACGAUGUAUCGAGAAGAGUGGAUGCGUGAGAAUGCAAUGCUACUGUACGGCUUGCGAGGCAGAAACCCCGAAGUUGCGAAAAAGGAAUUGAGCCAGUUCGUCGAAGCCACAGUCCCAAACUUUCUCGUCCACAGCUGUCUCUACAAUCAAAACCCAAUAUUCCGUCAAACCUUCUCUCAACUCCUCCACAUUCUAGCAGAGCGGGACUACACUGAGGAUCUCUUCUUUGUCUAUGCACCCCACGAGAGCUCCCAGUCCGCAGCCAAAGUCCUCCCGCUCAGGACACAGCGCGCAUGCCAGUGCACCUGCCACUGCAAGUGCGGCCCCUCAACGGGCGACUCUAGCUCUGACUGCUGUAAGGCAAGCUGCAACUGCAAGUGCUCUGAGUCAUGCUCCUGUCAAACAGGGCCCGCGGAAACCUGCCGAUGCUUGAAGGAGGUCUCGCUGGUGAGCUUGACCGGGGUCGGUCCAGGAAAGGAUAAAUGGGAACCAUUGCAGUGGUGCGAAGGAGCGGGCAAGGUCGCAUUAGGAGGCCCUAUCGACCCCGAAAGCCAGGUCGCCCACGUCAGGGAGCUGUUGGAGACAAGGCGGGUGGGACGAGUGGUUACACGGGGCGAAUGGGGGUCACUCUGGCCUCUGCGUUUAUACAUCCACAACAGCGCCGCGUGCCGCAUCCAGGCAGCCUUCCGCCGAUACCUGCACAGAGACAUUUUGCAGAAGGCGGGCCAACAACGAGCGGCCUUGUCACGAGGUAUCACCCUGCUUGCUUGCGACCCAAUGGUGGGGGACUCCAGCGGAGGCGCGCAGCUGGCCAUCCAGGGAGAGGGUUUUGCCUCGUUUCAGGGACGCCCUGUUGUGCGAAUUGGACUCGCUAAGCUGGCAGCGUAG